GCCCCACACCGGCCGAUAGGGCCAACGGACGUGUGCAGAUUGAGGAGGUACUGUGGGAGACGUCGUGAUACUUGACUCGAGAAUUGAGGCACUCCAAGAGCGGACUGUUGAUUCGCCUGUUUCAGUCCCUUGUCCCCCGCAAGCCGCCGCAACCCGGCGAUGCAGGCUGCCGUUCGCUGUGUGGUACAUACAUCGACUGGACUGCCUUAUAUCAGGUAUGUAUGCAGUAGCCAGAGACCGAGACGACAAGUGCACUAGCGUGUGUGGUUACAGCACCAGCACGCCACUGUCCCGCCAGAUUGGCUGCGUGGGCAAGCAAAAAGUGCCGAUUGGCGGUCAGUCACGUGCUAUGCAGCUCUGCGAUCGGAAAAGUUAUGUUCAACCUGGGUAUGCCGUUAAUAGUGGCCUGCUUCGAUUGGUUUUCUCGGUGUAGCUGCCCGCUUUAUCUCCCGCUUUGCAAAAGCGGUGUGG
Molecule: messenger RNA, 471 nt
Organism: Canariomyces notabilis
Lineage: Eukaryota; Fungi; Ascomycota; Sordariomycetes; Sordariales; Chaetomiaceae
Exons: 1
Coding region: 218-433 (71 amino acids)
Source: RefSeq, a predicted model, not a curated record